Lachancea mirantina is the source of this 390-nucleotide messenger RNA. NCBI's taxonomy places the organism in Eukaryota, Fungi, Ascomycota, Saccharomycetes, Saccharomycetales, Saccharomycetaceae. The record is from the annotation of a GenBank genome assembly.
AUGGAUUCCGAAUUACAAGCUAUUCGCGAAGCAAGACUCGCAGAACUCAAGAAACAUUCCGGCCAAGACCCAGGCUCUGCUACUCAAAGACCCGCAGGCGAGUCUGUCGCAGCGUUUCUCGAACCGCUUGCGCUCGAAAGGCUCUCGCGAGUUUCGCUGGUACGGCCCGACAGGGCUCGUGCCGUCGAAUCGUACUUGCAACAGAUGGCCUCGAGAGGUCAAAUCAGCCAAAAGAUAACAGAAGCAGACGUUGUUCAAAUUCUGAACGGUAUUGCCAGAGACGAAAAAAAGAAGAACGAUACCAAGAUCAUCUUUGAUCGCCGUGAAACCGUCGCCGACUCUACAACGAUCGACCCUCCGGACUCCGAAGAUGACGACUUUUUCGACUAG